AUGAUCUCGCCCGCGCGCGAGCAGGUCGGAGUCCUCCGAGCGGUCCCGAGCGGUCGCCCCGGCGAGUGCUCCUGCUACUGCUCGCUCGGUUCGCACGGCCACCCGAUCCCGCCCGGCGAAGUUACGGAGAGGCACCUCUUCGACUCCGGGGAGGACAUCAAGAUCCCAAUCCCGUGCCCGCUGCGGUUUCCGUUGGGCACGCUUGUCGAGGUCCAUGCCGGGAAGGCAGGCUGGCUGACGGCCAGGGUCACGCGGCAGUUUUAUCGGCCGCACUCGGCAGAUUGGCCCGCUGGCCAGCACUCCGCGUACGAGCUCAGGCUUGACCGCGGAGGCUACAUGCAUUCGCCCUGUGACGUCGGACCGAACGAGGGCAUCCCAGCUGUGCCGCCGUCGCUGCAGGCGUACAUCGAGCGCUUCGUGCCACGGCCAUCCCACGAUCCCGACAGCACGCAGGCUGUGUAUGACAUCAUUGAGUACGCCAACCAGCGGGGCGUGACGGAUUCCGUUCGCUGGACGAUGGCGCCUCCACCGCUGCAGGACGGCCUGGGAUGGCUCGCCCGCCGCUACGCGGACGUCGACUCGCUCGUCGACUUCAUCGAGCGAAGCCACGUGUGCGCAUCGUGCGGCAAAGCGUUGCCUCGCGACGCCUUCUCGGGUGCGCAACUCAAAAGGAGCGCAGCCCUGCGACGCUGCAGGCAGUGCGCGGAGGGCAGCAGAUCAGCGGAAUCAUCCCGCAUCGCGUCUGCCGAGGGGCAGUUUCUUCUGCAGCAGCAGCAGCAGCAGCAGCAGGAGCAGGAGCGGGAGCGGCGGAGGCUGGAAUGGGCAGCAGCACGGAAGCGGGAGCGGGAGGAGCAGCUGCUGCUGCAGCAGCAGCAGGAGGAGGAGCGGCGGGAUGAGGAGGAGCGGCGGGAGCGGCUGGCGCAGGAGCGGCAGGAGCGGCAGCAGCAGGGGCGGAAGCCGCCGCAGGCGCCCCCGCCGGUGGAGCUCGCGCAGGAGAUAUACGACGCGGCGUCGGGCGACCCGGCCUUGCCCGCCACGCGGCGGCAGCUGAAGAAGCUGCUCGCGCGGCUUGACAAGGAGAAAGAGCUGCUGGACGGCGGCGCGAACCCGGCGAUCGCCGUCGGCGGCCUCUCGCCGCUGGCGCGCGCGCGGCAGCUGCACGGCGAGGGCGCCGAGAUAGUCCAGCUCCUCGAGCAGGUGUCAGGGGCAGAGCAGGAGCAGCCGCCGCCGCCGCCGCCGCCGCAGCUUGGAGAGGCCAGUCAGGGUGUGCAGCCGCCGAGGCUCCUCCUCGACCUCGCCAGCCGCGGUGCCAACACCAUCGACAGCGCAGCCGCAGCCGCCCGGAGGGCGGUCGCGUCGAUGUUCGGGACGAUUGCCGAGGGAGGCGAGGUCGAGGAGGGCGAGGAGGAGGGCGAGGAGGAGGGCGAGGAGGGCGAGGAGGGCGAGGAGGAGGGCGAGGAGGACGAGGGCGCAAGCGAGGAGACGCGGCGCAUGCUGCAGCAGCUCGAGAGCGGCUACUCCACCGCGGCGGAGGUGCGCGAUGCACUGCUCGCGCUCUCGGACCUCGAGGGAUACGACGAGCAGCUGGAGCGGGGCCACGCGCGCUUGGAGGCGCUCCGGGCGAGGCUUUCGCCGCUCCACGCGCUCGCGUCCCGCCUGCCCGACGACCUCUGCUCGCCGCCGCGGCGGAGCUACACGGCCCAUCACGAAGUCCUCGGCUCGAGUGUCAACCAGCACGCCUACCCAAACAUCCACAUCGCCCUCGAGCCGCCUCUGCCGCCGCCGCACGCGCUGCAGGCGUGCACGCCGCCACCGGUGCGAGUCGCCCGACACGUCGUGAAGAACGCUCGCUUCUGCAUCUUUAAGCGGCGGCGCAGCUUCCGGCUCGGCGCGGGAUCGGCUGGCGCUGCCGAGGCCUACAGGCUCAAGUGCACGUCGCGUGCGCUCCGCUGGGAGCUCUGCGCGCGCGAGUGA
Messenger RNA from Emiliania huxleyi CCMP1516, 1974 nucleotides. RefSeq lists its product as hypothetical. The coding region runs from base 1 to 1974 and encodes 657 amino acids. The record is from RefSeq and is a predicted model, not a curated record. NCBI's taxonomy places the organism in Eukaryota, Haptophyta, Isochrysidales, Noelaerhabdaceae. The transcript is spliced from 4 exons.